This is a messenger RNA of Colletotrichum phormii, 1241 nucleotides long. RefSeq lists its product as uncharacterized. Lineage: Eukaryota; Fungi; Ascomycota; Sordariomycetes; Glomerellales; Glomerellaceae. The record is from RefSeq and is a predicted model, not a curated record. The transcript has 2 exons. The coding region runs from base 133 to 1062 and encodes 309 amino acids.
CAGGCAUCCUCCUCUCCUGAAGCGAAUCAGAGUAUCGAUCUUGUGUACUCACCCUUGAUCGUCUUUAUUAUUAAGCCCCCUUGAUAUUGAUUCGAAUGAUUCUAGGUAUCACAUCAAAACACCAUAGACUACAUGGGAGGUGUCUACAUCAAUGGGGGAUACAUAUGGGGCGCCGACCGAGAUGUGUUUGGCUCGAAACCAAAUGACGAAGGUCUUGUGUUCUGGCGAUGUGAAGUAUACAAGCGCCCCGAGAAGGAGUUCGUUGCGGCUGUUACCUUUAACAUCGAGUCCGAUGACGACGCUGUCUCAGAUUGGUUGCGACUCGAUGACAAGCGACGUCCUCGAUUACUUGACCCCGCCAAUGUCGAUUGGAUAAAGUACGAGCUCAAUCGAUGCCAGGAAGAAUGUGGACAUGUUAAUGUAGACGUGGCUUUCGUUCCAACAAGACUGAUCGACGUGGGGAGCACCGACGUAGCCAUCCCACGCCUGGUCACCUCGGAAACUCUGCACAAAGCAAAUGAGGGGAAGCUCAACGGAGUUGAGUAUGUGACGCUUAGUUACUGCUGGGGUUCCAGAGGAGAUGCAGCUGAACAGCUGAAAACAACCAGAGAGAACUUGUCAGAACACCUUGAGGGUAUACCACUCGACUUUAUGAGUCCAGUUGUGAGAGACACCGCUAUCACCUGCAGAGCUCUCAGUCUACGAUAUUGUCGCAAAAACGACGCCGUUAAUUACGGGCAGCAAUUAACGCCAUAUAUACCCUACGACAGAUAUCUCUGGGCAGAUGCGCUCUGCAUCAUUCAAGGAGACAUAGAAGACUGGAACACGGAAAGCUUGACCAUGGGCCGUGUUUACUGCUCUACUCUGACCAUUUGUCCGUUGGCGUCUACGUCUUGUCUGCAGGGGUACCUUGGUGAACGGCCACCAGUUCUUAACGUGCCAUUUCAGUCGAAACAACGCGAGACUAUUCACGGGACCUACACGUUCUAUCCAUCUUCGGAUGACCGGAAGCCGAUUUGGAACUCAUCGACAUUAAUGAACGACUUGAAGCAGUCAGUAUGAGAAACCAGGGGCUGGACGUUUCAGGAGAACAUGCUGUCAACAAGAUUGCUCUUUAUCGGGCCUGGAAUGUGGCACUUUGCUUGCGAGAAUGGUUCCACGUCUGAAAAUUCAUACGUGACCCUCGGAUCGGUCAUUCACGGGUAGUUGAGACCACUCGUCAAUAUAGCACGAGAACCGAA